Messenger RNA from Lemur catta (Ring-tailed lemur), 662 nucleotides. Its product is annotated as abl interactor 1-like. The transcript is spliced from 3 exons. NCBI's taxonomy places the organism in Eukaryota, Metazoa, Chordata, Mammalia, Primates, Lemuridae. Gene Ontology annotation, molecular function: cadherin binding; SH3 domain binding. The coding region runs from base 209 to 586 and encodes 125 amino acids. The record is from RefSeq and is a predicted model, not a curated record. Gene Ontology annotation, cellular component: intracellular anatomical structure; lamellipodium.
CGCGAGAGAACGAGGUUCAGGCGGCUGCGCGCAGCGGGUGGAGGGAGGCUGGAGAGAGUGAGGACGAAGAGGAGGAGGUGCACUCCCACAAUACCAGGCGGGAGGGCGGUAGGCGGUUUGUAUCCGGGCUGUGAGGUGCUCGGAGCCUCGGCGGACCUUGCUGCCUCUGUCUCUUUAACGUGAGAGGAAGCGAUCCAGGGGGUGGAAAAUGGCAGAGCUGCAGAUGUUACUAGAGGAGGAGAUCCCGUCUGGCAAGAGGGCGCUGAUAGAGAGUUACCAGAACCUGACCCGGGUGGCGGACUACUGUGAAAACAACUACAUACAGGCUACAGACAAGAGAAAAGCUUUAGAAGAGACCAAAGCCUACACAAACCAAUCUCUAGCUAGUGUUGCUUAUCAAAUAAAUGCAUUGGCCAACAAUGUACUCCAAUUGCUGGACAUCCAAGCCUCUCAACUUCGGAGAAUGGAGUCUUCCAUCAAUCAUAUCUCACAGGCCAAGCUCGCAAUUGAUGGCCUCCAAGAAGCGGUUCUGCUAUUUCCUGAACUCCUGAGAGGUCAGAGGCGCCACAACUUUCAGGCUAACUAACCUGUCAGGCGACAGGUCAAACCACGUGCUCCCCAACGAUGCCUCGGGCCUUGGCGCGAGCAGCCCCGGCUAAAAC